Messenger RNA from Ascoidea rubescens DSM 1968, 415 nucleotides. RefSeq lists its product as uncharacterized. The transcript has a single exon. The record is from RefSeq and is a predicted model, not a curated record. The coding region runs from base 149 to 373 and encodes 74 amino acids. Lineage: Eukaryota; Fungi; Ascomycota; Saccharomycetes; Ascoideales; Ascoideaceae.
UCAAGUAGAUGUGUUUUAUCGAAAUCCAUUAUCGACUUAGGAUGGGAGAUAUUUGGGAGAUAUUUUUGAGAUAUUUUGGAGAUAGUGGAUUAUCUCUCGAUAUUGAUAUGGGUUGAGGAAUGGAAGUAAUCGACGAAGAAAGGAGCCAAUGGGGGCUUUUCUUCCAGUUUUAUCGAAGUUGUGGGCGAUAGCACGCGAAGCCAGAUCUGGGGUGAGCGUUGGAAAUGGAUGGAAAUGGAUGGAAAUGGGAAGUAAAACCAGCGAGAGAAGAACAAAAUUAGUUUGGUACAGAUACAAUGAGCAAUGGGUUGGUAUUUGGUAUUCCAUGCCACGCCAUGUUACGUUAAAUUAUAUUAUAAAUGUGUAUAUAUAAGAAUAUAAGAGAAGAAUAGGAAAUAAGAAAUCGGCAGAUUGG